CUCAGCUAGAUCACAUGUCACACUUAGGGAUUUAAACUAGAGGAAAACACACGCUCGCGCAAUUUCUCUCUCUCCUUGUCCCUUUUCCGCAAAUUAUAUAUCCGGUUUUUGUGUGCCUUGUGCUGCCUUUGUUGGGUGAUUUUUGCAUAAACUGACUUCCAAGAUGCUGUGGCAGCCAAAGGGAUGUUGUUGCUUCACACGAAGAACCGGGAGUCUUAUUCUGGCUUCGCUCUCAGUCAUUAGCGGCAUUUUUGGCAUUCUGAACCUCGUCAACAUCUACGCGAAUCAUGACCAGAAUGUGGACCUCGAAGUAGUGAAGUUCUGCCGCAUGAAUUUGGAAGCCGAGGACAUGGGCGCCUGCAGGGACAGUGUGAAACAUAUUGUUAUGCUGGGCGGGGCAACGCUGAUGCUGCUCUACGUCAUCCAGGUGAUCAUUAGCUCGCUCCUCAUCCACGGCGUCUCCAAGAAUGACCCCUGCCUCAUGGUGCCCUACAUGAUUCUCCGUCUGAUCUACAUCAUCCUGACCAUCACGGGCGGCGCCGCUCUCUGCAUCGCCCUCAUCGUCGUUGGCGACUUAACCUCCAUGUCCAUCGUGGCUGCUGUAGCCUUUGGGUACAUUUUCCUGGAGACCUAUUUCCUCCUGGUGAUUCGUGCGCACUACCUGCAGAUGAGAAAAGAGAGCGGAUACGACCACGUGGAGCUGGAGGAGGAGUGUCCCACAACUCCAAAGACCAUCGGCAAAAAUGCGGACUAAAGUUCUCUUAGACAUGUGUUUUCUUUUUUAAGCUACUGAAGCAUAAGCUUAUCAUUGCGCUAUUGUUGCAUUCCUGCUCUGCAUUGCCGUGUCAUAUGUUACAUCAGCGUCUUUUAGGUAUGAUUGUUAUAUUUAAUUAAAAUAUAAGCCAUGUAGUUUGUACGCGUUGCAGAAGCUACGCCCAUAAUCUUUUGCAAAUAAAUAAAACAUCUAAUUUCUCUUUU
Penaeus vannamei (Pacific white shrimp) is the source of this 978-nucleotide messenger RNA. RefSeq lists its product as uncharacterized. The record is from RefSeq and is a predicted model, not a curated record. NCBI's taxonomy places the organism in Eukaryota, Metazoa, Arthropoda, Malacostraca, Decapoda, Penaeidae.